AUGGAGGCUAGUAAAGAAAGUGAAGACACUUGCGGAGCAGCAGAAAUGGACUGGAAAAGUGAGGAUUUCAAGAAGGUCAUGGGGAACCCUUCCAUUGAAGCAGCCAUAAAGCUGGAGAAGAAAAGGGCUGAUAGGAAGCUAAAAGAACUUGAUAGGGAGAAUGGUGGCAACCCACUUGUGGGAUUGUUCAAUAGAUUUGUUAGAGAAAAUUUGAGUAAAGAGAAAGAGAGGCUGGAGAAGGCUGAGGAGACUUUUAAGGCUCUUGACCUCAACAAGUUGAAGAGCUGUUUCGGAUUUGAUACAUUUUUUGCUACGGACGUUAGAAGGUUUGGAGAUGGAGGUAUUUUUAUUGGAAAUUUGAGGAAACCUAUUGAAGAGGUCAUUCCCAAACUGGAGAAAAAAUUGUCUGAAGCAGCAGGAAGGGAGAUUGUUGUAUGGUUUAUGGAGGAAAAGACAAAUGACAUCACAAAGCAGGCUUGUGUGGUGCAACCAAAAGCAGAAAUGGAUCUCCAGUUUGAGUCAACUAAGCUGAGCACUCCUUGGGGUUAUGUUAGCGCGAUUGUUCUGUCUGUUGCAACUUUUGGGACUAUAGCUUUAAUGAGUGGCUUCUUCCUCAAACCUGAUGCUACAUUUGAUGACUACCUAGCUAACGUUGUGCCUCUCUUUGGUGGCUUCAUUUCCAUUUUGGGAGUAUCUGAGAUAGCCACAAGGGUCACAGCAGUUCAUUAUGGUGUUAAAUUAAGCCCGUCUUUUCUUGUACCAUCCAAUUGGACAGGGUGCUUGGGGGUGAUGAACAAUUAUGAGUCAUUGCUUCCAAACAAGAAGGCUCUUUUUGACAUUCCUGUGGCUCGUACAGCUAGUGCAUAUUUGACAUCACUGGUACUUGCAAUUGCUGCUUUUGUGUCUGAUGGUGGCUUCAAUGGUGGUGAUAAUGCAUUGUAUAUAAGACCUCAGUUUUUCUAUAACAAUCCCUUGCUUUCAUUCAUCCAAUAUGUUAUUGGACCUUAUACGGAUGACCUUGGGAAUGUAUUGCCUUAUGCAGUGGAAGGUGUCGGAGUUCCUUGUGAUCCUCUUGCUUUUGCUGGACUUUUAGGAAUGGUUGUCACUUCAUUGAACUUAUUGCCAUGUGGGAGACUUGAAGGAGGUCGCAUUGCCCAAGCAAUGUUCGGUAGAAGCACUGCUACUUUGUUAUCAUUUGCCACAUCACUGUUGCUUGGCAUCGGUGGUCUGAGUGGAAGUGUACUUUGUUUGGCAUGGGGAUUAUUUGCAACCUUCUUCCGUGGUGGGGAAGAAAUACCCGCAAAGGAUGAGAUCACCCCAUUGGGAGACAACAGGUAUGCUUGGGGCUUUGUCCUUGGCCUUAUCUGUUUCCUGACUCUUUUCCCCAACGGAGGAGGGACAUUCAACAGUUCAUUUCUCAGUGAUCCGUUUUUCCGGGGCGAUUUGUAAAUGUAUGUAUAGUUACUUAUAGCAUCGACUGUAUACAUAUUUUGUUUACUCAUAUUAGUUGGUUAAUGAAACAUUUCCUAUCAAUCCCAUAACUUUUCUCUUAGAAAAAAAAAAAAAAAAAGGGGCAGGAGAUCAGGAUCUUAGUUUCUGGUUACCACCCAGUUUGGGUGAAAAAAUUGUGGAACAGCCAGAUUUGUGUAACUACAAAAACAGACAUCUGGGAUAAGUCCCUUUUUUAUAUUUGCUGUUCAAUCUCCAUUGAGUGAUAACAAUUUUUUAUCAUUUUUCAAUAUGUACUGGUUAUAUGUCAAUUUUAAU
Pistacia vera is the source of this 1767-nucleotide messenger RNA. Its product is annotated as probable zinc metallopeptidase EGY3, chloroplastic. Lineage: Eukaryota; Viridiplantae; Streptophyta; Magnoliopsida; Sapindales; Anacardiaceae. The record is from RefSeq and is a predicted model, not a curated record.